Molecule: messenger RNA, 2277 nt
Organism: Neomonachus schauinslandi (Hawaiian monk seal)
Lineage: Eukaryota; Metazoa; Chordata; Mammalia; Carnivora; Phocidae
Product: eEF1A lysine and N-terminal methyltransferase-like
Source: RefSeq, a predicted model, not a curated record
CCCGCUCUGAGGGAGUGGGAGGGCUUCCGCACGUGCGGCAGGGGCUGUGAGCCGGGCGGACGGGUGAGCGUCUAUUGGGUUCAGUGUCUCGCGCGUGGGGCUGCCGUGUGAGCGUCAUCCCUUUGGGUUUUGAGCGGGGGAUAAAUCAGCGUGGUUAUUGGUCGUGGGAAGAAUUCCACUGCAGGGGCCCGACGCCAGCGUGUGUGGAAGCCUAACCGAUGGUACCUCGGAGGGCGAGUAGGAGGGUCUUGAAGGCGCCGCUCGGACAGUGACAAUAUGAACCUCUUACCCAAAAGCUGCAAGGAGUUUGGCUCCGCGGACUAUUGGGACAAGUUCUUCCAGCAGCGAGGAAGGAGAGCUUUCGAGUGGUAUGGAAGCUACCUGGAGCUGUGCGGGCUGCUGCACAAAUACAUCAAACCCAGAGAGAAGGUGCUGGUGAUUGGGUGUGGUAACUCAGAGCUAAGUGAACAGCUGUAUGAUGUGGGCAUUCAGGAUAUAGUGAACAUCGACAUCAGUGAGGUGGUCAUCAAGCAAAUGAAGGAACGCAAUGCCAGCCGACGGCCCCAGAUGAACUUCUUGAAGAUGGACAUGACACAGAUGGAGUUUCCCGAUGCUUCGUUCCAGGUGGUGUUGGACAAGGGCACCCUGGACGCUGUCCUGACAGAUGAGGAGGAGAAGACCCUGCACCAAGUGGACAGGAUGCUGGCUGAGGUUGGCCGUGUCCUGCAGGUGGGCGGUCGCUACCUCUGCAUCUCCCUGGCUCAGGCUCACAUCCUGAAGAAAGCAGUGGGUCACUUCUCCCGGGAGGGGUGGAUGGUGAGGGUGCACCAGGUGGCCAACAGCCAGGACCAGGUGUUGGAAGCAGAGCCUCGGUUCUCCCUACCUGUCUUUGCCUUCAUCAUGACCAAGUUCAGGCCAGUCUCUGGCUCUGCCCUUCAAAUCUUUGAGCUAUGUGCUCAGGAGCAGGGCAAGCCUAUGCGGCUGGAGAGUGCCGAGCAGCUGGCCGAGGCGGUGCGGGAGCGGCAGCAGUAUGCCUGGCUGUGCAGCCAGCUGUACCGCAAGGCCGGGCUGGGGAGUGUAUCUCUGGACUUGUGCGAUGGGGACACGGGGGAGCCACGCUACACCCUCCACGUGGUGGACAGCCCCACUGUGAAACCAUCGCGGGACAAUCAUUUUGCCAUUUUCAUCAUCCCCCAGGGUCGCGAGACUGAGUGGCUCUUUGGCAUGGAGGAGGGUCGGAAGCAGCUGGCGGCCAGUGCAGGCUUCAGGAGGCUGAUCACAGUGGCCCUCCACCGAGGCCAGCGGUACGAAGGCAUGGACAGCAUUCAGGCCGAGCUGUCAGCCAGAGUCAUGGAGUUGGCUCCUGCCGGGAUGCCCGCCCAGCAGCAGGUGCCCUUUCUGUCUGUGGGUGGGGACAUCGGGGUCCGGACCGUUCAGCACCAAGACUGCAGUCCCUUGAGUGGCAGCUAUGUGGUCGAGGACGUGCAGGGGGAUGACAAGCACUACUUCCGGCGGCUGAUCUUCCUCAGCAACAGGAAUGUGGUGCAGUCAGAAGCCAGGUUGCUGAAGGAUGUGUCUCACAGAGCCCAGAAGAAACGGAAAAAGGACAGGAAGAAGCAGCGGCCUGCUGACGCUCCAGAGGACCUCCCCACGGCCCCAGGGCAGUCCAUUGACAAGAGUUACCUGUGCUGUGAACACCACAAAGCAAUGGUUGCGGGCCUUGCCCUGCUCAGAAACCCGGAGCUGCUCCUAGAGACCCCACUGGCAUUGUUGGUGGUAGCUGGCUGGGGCAGCCUCUCCCUGUUUGUCCACGAUCAUUUCCCGAAGACCUACAUUGAUGCUGUGGAGAUCGACCCCUCCAUGUUGGAAGUGGCCAGCCGGUGGUUUGGCUUUUCCCAGAGCGACCGGAUGAAGGUCCAUAUUGCAGAUGGACUGGACUAUAUUACCAGCCUGGCAGGAAGAGAAGGAUGGCCCCACUACAAUGUCGUCAUGUUUGAUGUCAACAGUAAGGACCCAACACUGGGAAUGAGUUGUCCACCACCAGCUUUUGUGGACCAGCCUUUCCUGCAGAAGGUCAAAAGCAUCUUGACUCCUGAAGAGCUUGAUCCUGUGAUCUCGACUUUCCAGACCCUUACCCUGGUCAAGAUCCCUGGCACCCUUAAAUGCACUGUGCCCAUAUGUGCCAUACAUAUCCCUUCAGCAGGCCUUGGGUUUCUUAUUGGAGAAUUGGAGAAUUCAUCAGACAACAGCCCAGCCCAACCCGACAAGGCAGUCUAA